GAUGAGUACGAGCAGGGGAUGUUGAAACUGUACGAGAUUGGGCAAACGUCUGUGCAGGAGUUGAAUUAUCACCAGCUCACUCCUGCGCAUUUGGAGAAAAUAAAACCCGAGCUGACAUGAGCGCGGAAAGAAAAUGAGCACAUGAAGUUUUUUCCUGUUAAGGUCAGACUUUAUCCAUCUCUCUCAGCAUCUCGAUACCCUUUUCCCUUGAGUAUUUCACGGGAAAGGGGUCGAGAUGAGGGGACCGAGAUGAGUAAAAGCUGACGCUAAUCCUGGGUGGAAGUGGAUGCAGCCGUCGGCUCUUCUAGCAGAGAAGAAGAAAGUGAAGAACGCUUUGUAUUGAAAAGGAGUUACUGGACCCAUCCGCGACGCGGUGUCCUUGGACAGGGUUUCCAAUCGUACAUUACGUCAUCGGCAGAGGACCAUUCUAG
This is a messenger RNA of Amoebophrya sp. A25, 431 nucleotides long. Lineage: Eukaryota; Dinophyceae; Syndiniales; Amoebophryaceae. The record is from the annotation of a GenBank genome assembly.